GUCAAACCCAGUUACAGUACACUGCGCAGGCGCAGCUUGUAGGCUGCCUGUCAGUGCCAUAGCAACCAGAGCAGACAUCAACCAUCAACAUGGCCAAAGCAACGACUGUGAAAGAAGCACUGGCCAAAUGGGAGGAGAAGUCAGGGGAGAAAGUGAGCGAGACUAAAGCCAUAAAACUGUAUGGUCAGGUUCCACCCAUAGAGAAGAUGGAUGCCUCUCUCUCUACACUCACCAACUGCGAGAAGCUGUCUCUGUCCACAAACUGCAUUGAAAAAAUAACCAAUCUCAAUGGUCUGAAGAACUUGAGGAUCUUGUCAUUAGGGAGGAAUAAUAUAAAGGCCCUCAAUGGGCUGGAGGCAGUAGGGGACACAUUAGAAGAAUUGUGGAUCUCCUAUAACUUAAUAGAGAAACUGAAGGGAAUUCAGUCCAUGAAGAACCUGAGAGUCCUCUAUAUGUCCAACAACCUGGUCAAAGAAUGGGGAGAGUUUGUGAGGCUAGCUGAUCUGCCAUGCCUCGUAGACCUGGUGUUUGUUGGGAAUCCUCUGGAGGAGAAGCACUCAGCUGAGGGAACCUGGAUGGAUGAAGCCUGUAAAAGACUACCCAAUCUGAAGAAAUUAGAUGGGACCCCAGUCAUCAAACAGGAAGAGGAUGAAGGAGAUGGAGAGAGCUGAGAUGCAUAACUAUCUGCAAUACUACAAUCCCCUUCUAAGAGUCUUCCCUUUUUUAAGUUUUGUAUGGUUUGUCAUGGGGCUUUCUUUAUAUACAGUGAAUUUUACAACAGCAUGGACUUUGCUGUAGAUGGACAAGCACAUGAUACACAGACGUGUAUAUUUUAAAGUUAGAAAAGUCUGUUAAAUUGUCAACACUGGAGUGGGCUCGGGACCAGAAGAGGUUUUGAUGAGACUUCGUAAGUGGAAAUAGAUGAUAAACACAUUUCCUAAUGCUGCAGCAUGUUGAUUUUUUACUGUCAAACUAUGAAAGAUAUUGAUACUAAUAUUAUUGUUCUUAUUAACUGAAUUGUAAAUGUGGGAACUGGUGGUACAGUACUAUUUGUGGGCCAAAAACACUUACAAAUUUGCAAAGUGUUUUCUAAAUUUAUAUGCCUCUCUACGCUUCAAGAACUAAAGCACAGUGUUGCACACACACUAGUGAGCAGGGGCAUUUGUGUGGACCAGACCUCUCCCACUAUCCUCACCAUGGAGAGACGGCCAAGUAGAGCUAAAUAUUAGCCUGAUUAUGUUUCAUUUACAUUACACUGUGAAACAAUUAAUGGUUAGAAAAUGUUGCUUGGACUGAUACAUUUUAGAGUCAAUCACAAAUGAAAAAUCCAGCAAAUAGUUGCAUCCUGCCAUGGUACUUAGACAGCACACCGUUCUUCCUAGUUGUUAUCAACAUUUAGGAAUAUGUUGAAAUCAGGGUCUAUCACCAUACUCUGACUUCUCAGGUAGUAAGCAGUAGUAGCAUUAAAAAAAGGAGGAGGUUAGUAUUUCCUAUCCUUAAUAUGGAACAUGAAGGGACCAUCUCUAUCUCCAGCUACACCACAGCAGCCUUUGGGCAGGACUGAAGAGUUAACAGAGCUGAGAGUGAAAACUUACAUGACCAGAAUACAUCCACAGCUCGGUCUGACACUGUGUUUCAUGUCAUGUAAUAGAAUUUCUAAAUUUCUUUUUAAAAGGCACAAACUAAUCUACUGUAUUUUACUGUCAGUUUUAGGUUCAUUUUGGAUCCAUAGAUUCCACAUUGUUCUUGUUCUUGAAGAUGUGAUACCAAGGUUAAUGCAUGUACAGUAGUAUGUCCUCUUUGAUGACAUCACAUAUUUUCUGUGUAAAAAUGAUUUUGUGUUUUAAAUUAUUUUAGGCAUGU
Molecule: messenger RNA, 1863 nt
Organism: Epinephelus fuscoguttatus (brown-marbled grouper)
Lineage: Eukaryota; Metazoa; Chordata; Actinopteri; Perciformes; Serranidae
Gene: dnal1
Product: dynein, axonemal, light chain 1
Exons: 8
Coding region: 90-671 (193 amino acids)
Cellular component (GO): cytoplasm
Molecular function (GO): protein kinase binding
Source: RefSeq, a predicted model, not a curated record